AUGAGAGCUGGAAUUAUAUACAAUCUUCGACAUCGAGGAUUACUCCGAGCAAGGGGAAGAGAAGUAUUUCAGUUUUUGCAAGCUCUCGUCACAAAUGACAUCAGACGUUUAGCAGAUGGUCGAGCGCAGUAUGCUUUGCUGCUCAAUAGUCGUGGCCGUAUCGUGGAAGAUUUAAUUUUAUAUCGGCAAGCAGAUGAAAUUUUGAUUGAAAGUGAUCGAAACAAUCAAUCGAAUUUACGGAAAUUGUUGGAAAUGUUUAAAGUUCACAAAGAUGUAACAAUUGAAGAAGAAACAAAGAGCUAUGUUUAUCAUGCUGAUAAUAUGACAAAUGAUAUCCCCGGUAUCGAAGAUCCGCGAGUACCAUCCUUUGGUAAACGUAUUCUUAGUGAAAUUUUACCAGAUGAUCAUUCAGCAGACGAGAAUGCAUACCGAGAAAGACGUUUUGAUUUUGGUAUACCAGAAGGACCGAGUGAAUUAGCUGGCGAGCUUCCAUUGUUCAUGAAUGCCGAUAUCAUGAAUGGUAUAAGUGCUAACAAAGGAUGUUAUUUAGGGCAGGAAUUGACAGCCCUUGCGUUAAACGCACCGGAAAUACGGAAACGGCUUUUGCCCUUCACAUGUAUGGUUACUGGCUCACUGAUUAACGUUGGACGGCGUACGGGAAAGGUGAUCGCAUGCACUGGAAGGAAAGGUUUAGCUUUGGUACCUAUUUCACGGAAUACUCCACCAACACAUUUUCAAUCGAAGGAUGAGGAUAUCGAAAUCUUUCUGCCUUCUUGGUGGCCAGCUGACCCUGCCAGUGUUUCAUCUCAGUCAUUAUAA
Messenger RNA from Acanthocheilonema viteae, 819 nucleotides. The record is from the annotation of a GenBank genome assembly. Lineage: Eukaryota; Metazoa; Nematoda; Chromadorea; Rhabditida; Onchocercidae.